This is a messenger RNA of Rhineura floridana, 1111 nucleotides long. RefSeq names its product ankyrin repeat and SOCS box containing 9 (gene ASB9). Gene Ontology annotation, biological process: positive regulation of protein catabolic process; protein ubiquitination; intracellular signal transduction. Bases 179 to 1063 code for a protein of 294 amino acids. The transcript is spliced from 8 exons. Gene Ontology annotation, molecular function: protein binding. Lineage: Eukaryota; Metazoa; Chordata; Lepidosauria; Squamata; Rhineuridae. The record is from RefSeq and is a predicted model, not a curated record.
UAUGACAUCAGCCACAUCCCUCACUUUGUUCUCUGUGCCCGAAAUCUUUGUGUACUUUUUAGCCCAGUCAAUGAAGAGGUGUUCUGUUAAACUGGAUUGCCCAGGCAAGAUGGAAUUUGAACUCUCAUGAUCUCAGCUGUGAAGUGAAAUAACAGUAGUCAGACUGUCCAGUGUUGCAAUGGAUGUAAAAGGAGCAAAAGCAAAUGCCAGCAUAUCCCAGGGAUCAGAAAGCCAGUCUCAUCCAACAUACCUACCAAAUCCAUUGAUGGGAGAUUUUGUUUCUGACUGGUCUCCUUUACAUGAUGCUUCCAUUCAUGGGCGGUUGCUUGCUCUGAAGAAACUCAUCAAUCAGGGGAGCAGUGUGAAUCUUGUGACAGCAGAUUGUGUGUCUCCUCUCCAUGAAGCUUGCUUAGGGGGACAUUCUGCUUGUGCCAGUGUCUUGUUAAAACAUGGAGCUAAUGUAAAUGUGGCUACUAUUGACUGGAACACACCUUUAUUCAAUGCUUGUGUCAGUGGCAGCAUAGACUGCUUGAACCUAUUACUGCAGCAUGGAGCCAGCCCACAUGCAGUAUGUGAUUUGGCAUCACCUAUCCAUGAAGCUGCUAAGCGAGGUCAUACCAAAUGUGUGGAAUCCCUUGUAUCCAAUGGAGUCCAUAUUGAUCACAACAUAAAGCAUCUCGGUACUCCGCUGUAUGUUGCUUGUGAGAACCAGCAAGUGGACUGUGCCAAAAAAUUACUUGAGUCAGGAGCGAGUGCAAACAGUGGGAAAGGGCUGGAUUCUCCUCUCCACAUAGCUGCUCAGACUUCCAACACUGACUUGGUUCAUUUGCUCAUUGACUUUGGAGCAAACACCAGGGCUGUGAAUGCUGAGGGCAAAAAGCCAACAGAGCUGGUUCCAGCAAACAGCACACUGGUGCAGACGUUGCUGCAGAGAGAAGGGCCCUUCUCCUUGAUGCAGUUAUGCCGCUUGUGCGUACGGAGGUGCUUGGGAUCUGAACAGCAGCAAAGAAUAAGUGAACUUUUGCUACCAGAUGAGGUGAAACUGUUUCUCCUGUAUCUUUAAAUGUUUUGUAUUCCCUGAUGGGUUAUUAAAGUGUUGUUUCUUAUGCAA